AAGGGGUUGACUACCCCGUACGCGCUACACAUGGCUGCCAGCUGGCACCAAGUCCUGCCAGCUGUUAUUGGGCAAGCUCAGUGGUGCUGAUGGCCGUCAAUCAACCUCUUGCUUAGUGCACCAACUUCAAGCAGCUAUCAUCCUGCCUUUACAAGCCAUCCAUCUCCAUCUUCAAUUUUACCUGUGACGCGUUUGACGCGACCGCCAAAAUGUCAGAUAAAGGUGCCUCCCCGCGACAUGCACGCGACGAACCGUCCCCUCCUCAUAUGAAACGUAGGAAUGAUGCUCGCAGUCAAUCGCCUCCUCGCAGUGUAGAAGAUCGGGCGGAUGGUCACAGGAGACGCGAUGACUACCGGUCUCGAAACGACGAUGAUCGACCCCGCGCCUCCCGCGAUAAUUGGAGGGAUCGGAGAAACCACGAUGAUGAUAAAUCGAACAGGCGGUAUGGAACUCGCGAAGACGACCGAUCUGAGCGGAGAGAUAGAAACAGAGACUCGGAUGAGCGCCGGGACAGGGACCGACCAAGACCGAAAAAGAGUUUCGGUGGGAUCAAAUACAAGGAGAAGCGUCGCGAUGAUGAUGACGAUCGAGACGGUAAUCGCCGAGGAGAUUCGUACCGCGGGUACCGCAAUCGCUCGCCUUCGCCUCGACGAAGAAACUAUGACCGCGAUGAGCCCUCGUCUUCAUCCUCUAAAAAUACCAAGAAAAAGUCUGCAGAGACAGACACUUCGAAGCCACCGUCUCGGGCGCCUGCGGCUCCUGUCGCCAGCGGCGAGGAGAUGAUCAUUGUGCACGUGAACGACCGACUGGGAACCAAGGCGGCCAUUCCUUGCUUCGCAAGUGACCAUAUCAAAGAGUUUAAAAUCAUGGUUGCAGCAAGGAUUGGACGAGAACCGCACGAAAUCUUAUUGAAGAGACAGGGGCAGCGCCCAUUCAAGGAUAUGCUCACACUUGCCGACUACGAGAUUAGUAACGGCGUACAAUUGGAUCUUGAGGUUGACACAGGGGAUUAAGGGCAACACUGGAUCUAACUUUGGUAUAAAAGCGAAGCGUAACGGCUUUGCUCAGGAGAUUACUACCAACUGUUGAUGGCUUGGUGUCCUACUGAUAAGCCUUGUGCAUAUCCAUAUCGCAGACAAUUUCCUGAGUCAUGAUACUUACUGCUCCAAAGCGACUGCGGGCUCGGAAUCGCAUGAUAAUAGGUGUUCCUGCCUAUAUGGAAGCUGAUGCAAAUUCAAGGGCAACCCCGUCCGAACUACAGACUUCCUCUAUGGCACAGAAUGAACCCCAGCU
Molecule: messenger RNA, 1293 nt
Organism: Xylaria bambusicola
Lineage: Eukaryota; Fungi; Ascomycota; Sordariomycetes; Xylariales; Xylariaceae
Product: ubiquitin-related domain-containing protein
Exons: 2
Coding region: 210-1013 (267 amino acids)
Biological process (GO): protein modification process; mRNA splicing, via spliceosome
Cellular component (GO): cytoplasm; nucleus
Molecular function (GO): protein tag activity
Source: RefSeq, a predicted model, not a curated record